UGCUUUUUUUAUUUUUUUUAUUUUUUAUCCAUAACUCUUUUAAGCCUUAUUCAAUUUUAUCCAAAAAAAAAGAUAAAAAAAUUACAAAUUUUAACUCAAUUGGGGCAGCACAAUAAUGGGUUCAAUUCAAAAUUCAAUGGUUUUUUCUCAUUUAAGAUCCGACCAUGGUCUCUACUUUUUCAAUGCAACAACAGCAAACUAUAAAUCAGAUUUGUCCUCGCUAAGUUUUGCUAGAAAGCUUCCCUUCAGCUCCAAAAGUGGUAGCGGAAUACUACGGGCUUCAUUAAUAUCAGGCAAAGAUGAUGUCUGGUCUUGUUUUAACAACCAAAGUGCAAAAAAAGAUUCUUUUGUUAAUCAUGGAGCCAAACAACCUGAUGAAAUAGCUGUUGGAGCACCUGCUGCCGUAAAAACUCCAAAUAGAAGUGGUUUUCUCUCUGGGGUUGAUGAAUUUGACUUGGAUCAAGCCGUUGAAGGAUUCUCUUCUAUUCCGGAGGCUAUUGAGGACAUUCGUCAGGGCAAGAUGGUAAUUGUUGUAGAUGAUGAAGACAGAGAAAAUGAGGGUGAUCUAAUAAUGGCGGCACAAUUGGUGACACCUGAAGCAAUGGCCUUCAUUGUAAAACAUGGAACUGGAAUUGUGUGCAUAAGUAUGAAAGGUGAAGAUCUAGACAGACUUCAACUUCCACUAAUGGUGCCGCCGAAGGAUAAUGAGGAGAAACUCUGUACUGCUUUCACUGUUUCUGUGGAUGCAAAAUAUGGUACCACGACAGGUGUAUCCGCUCGUGAUAGGGCAAAAGCAGUUUUGGCUCUAGCAUCUGCUGAUUCAAAACCUGAGGAUUUCAACCGACCUGGACACAUUUUCCCACUCAGGUAUAGAGAAGGAGGGGUGCUAAAAAGAGCUGGCCAUACUGAAGCUUCUGUUGAUCUCGCUGUAUUGGCUGGGCUGGAUCCUGUUGCUGUUCUGUGCGAAAUUGUAGAUGAUGAUGGUUCCAUGGCCAGGUUGCCGAGGCUUCGUCAAUUUGCUGAGGCUGAGAACUUGAAGAUUGUAUCCAUUGCUGAUUUGAUCAGGUAUAGAAGGAAAAGAGAGAAACUGGUGGAGCUUGCUGCUGCCGCGCCAAUACCAACAACAUGGGGACCUUUUAAAGCCUACUGUUUUAAGUCUGUCUUGGAUGGAAUUGAGCAUAUUGCCAUGGUCAAAGGUGAUAUCGGAGAUGGGAAAGAUGUCCUUGUCAGAGUGCACUCAGAGUGUCUCACUGGUGACAUAUUUGGGUCAGCCCGAUGUGACUGUGGUAAGCAGUUGGCGCUUGCAAUGAACCAAAUUGAGCAAGCUGGAAGGGGUGUGUUAGUAUAUCUCCGCGGACAUGAAGGAAGGGGAAUAGGUUUGGGACAUAAGCUUCGUGCUUACGUCCUGCAAGAUGAUGGGCACGACACAGUUGAAGCUAAUGAAGAGCUGGGAUUACCUGUUGAUUCACGAGAGUACGGCAUUGGUGCACAGAUACUACGAGAUUUGGGUGUUCGUACAAUGAGACUGAUGACAAACAACCCCGCAAAGUAUGUUGGACUCAAAGGAUAUGGUCUAGCGAUUGCAGGUAGAGUUCCCUUGUUGGCUCCUAUAACUACAGAAAACAAGAGAUACUUAGAGACCAAACGCGUGAAAUUGGGGCACGUAUAUGACUCCAACGAUGCCAAUGGACACGUUAAUGGUUCUGAAGCUGGUUGAGCGAGCCACGAUGAACUACAUGACUAUGCUGACUGACAUUCAUCUCAACAUCCGCGGCGAAAAAACUGAUUCGAGGUUCAAUUCUAUAAAUUGCAUUUUCUGGUGAUCUGUUCCAAACAUUUUCUUUGCCUUUUUUUCCUCCUGAAGAAGAGUUAAAAGGAGAGGUGAUUACAAAAGUUUUGAAGUAAAAUUUGUGUUGUAGGUAAAAGUCGAUUUCAACUAGUUUGGGAUCGAGACGUAGUUCAUUGAAUAAAAUUCUUUCGCAUAAUUAAAAGAGAGAUACUGUAUCAAAUUUGAUAGUAACCGCUCUACGAAAUUUACUUUCAA
Capsicum annuum is the source of this 2044-nucleotide messenger RNA. Its product is annotated as bifunctional riboflavin biosynthesis protein RIBA 1, chloroplastic. Gene Ontology annotation, cellular component: chloroplast. Gene Ontology annotation, biological process: riboflavin biosynthetic process. The record is from RefSeq and is a predicted model, not a curated record. Gene Ontology annotation, molecular function: 3,4-dihydroxy-2-butanone-4-phosphate synthase activity; GTP cyclohydrolase II activity. NCBI's taxonomy places the organism in Eukaryota, Viridiplantae, Streptophyta, Magnoliopsida, Solanales, Solanaceae. Bases 116 to 1717 code for a protein of 533 amino acids. The transcript is spliced from 7 exons.